This is a messenger RNA of Mesorhabditis belari, 351 nucleotides long. The record is from the annotation of a GenBank genome assembly. Lineage: Eukaryota; Metazoa; Nematoda; Chromadorea; Rhabditida; Rhabditidae.
AUGAAUUUCGCAGCAUUGAUUCUUUCGUUUGUACUUGGAUUAGGAAUCGUGCUGACAUUAAUAAGCGACGAUGCUACAAGUUCCUUUGAUGAGUCAGAAAUGACACGUACAACUGCGAAAAUCAUGAGGGGAAUUGGAGUGGUCUUGAUGGUGAUUGGAACGCUCGGAUUUGGAAUUACUAUUGUCGAUGUGUUGAAAAGAGCUCAUCAACGUUUGGCUCAAGGAGAAAAGCGCAAGCUUGAGCAACAAAUUGAGAAGAAAGCUACGAGGUCCGCAACGCUUGGGAAAAUCUCCCCAGCUACAAAAGACCUUGAGAAUGGCGUGCCCAAUGGAGGAUUCACGGAAAUCGUU